Molecule: messenger RNA, 3819 nt
Organism: Dipodomys spectabilis (banner-tailed kangaroo rat)
Lineage: Eukaryota; Metazoa; Chordata; Mammalia; Rodentia; Heteromyidae
Gene: Irs4
Product: insulin receptor substrate 4
Exons: 1
Coding region: 1-3819 (1272 amino acids)
Biological process (GO): insulin receptor signaling pathway
Cellular component (GO): cytosol; plasma membrane
Molecular function (GO): insulin receptor binding; phosphatidylinositol 3-kinase binding
Source: RefSeq, a predicted model, not a curated record
AUGGCGAGUUGCUCGUUCACUCGCGACCAAGCGACAAGGAGACUGAGAGCUGCAGCAGCGGCGACAGCGGCAGCUCUAGCAGCAGUGGCGACCACCCCGGUUCUUUCGUCCGGAACCCCAACCGCACUCAUUGGGACCGGGUCAUCUUGUCCGGGAGCCAUGUGGCUCUCUCCAGCCACUGGUUCCCGGUCAGACUCGGAGUCGGAGGAAGAGGACCUCCCCGUCGGGGACGAAGUCUGCAAACGCGGCUACCUGCGGAAGCAGAAGCAUGGGCACCGGCGUUACUUCGUCCUCAAACUCGAGACCGCCGAUGCCCCAGCUCGGCUGGAAUACUACGAAAAUGCCAGGAAGUUCAGGCACAGUGUCCGCGCCGCGGCGGCUGCAGCAGCGGCCGCUGCCUCGGGUGCGGCGGUGCCCGCGCUCAUCCCACCGCGGCGCGUGAUCACCCUGUACCAGUGCUUCUCGGUGAGCCAGCGAGCUGAUGCCAGAUACCGUCACCUCAUUGCCCUUUUCACCCAAGACGAGUACUUCGCCAUGGUGGCCGAAAACGAGUCGGAGCAAGAAAGCUGGUACUUGCUGCUCAGCCGCCUCAUCCUCGAGAGCAAGCGCCGCCGCUGCGGCACGCUCAGCGCGCAGCCGGAUGGAGAGCCGGCCCCGCUGGCGGCGGUAGCGGCGGCGGAGCCACCAUUCUACAAAGAUGUGUGGCAGGUAGUAGUGAAACCCAGGGGGCUGGGGCACAGAAAAGAGCUGAGCGGCGUGUUCCGGCUGUGUCUUACCGACGAAGAGGUGGUGUUUGUGAGGCUGAACACCGACGUGGCCAGCGUGGUCGUCCAGCUCCUGAGCAUCCGUCGCUGCGGACACUCGGAGCAGUAUUUCUUCUUAGAAGUCGGCAGGUCCACCGUCAUCGGUCCGGGGGAGCUGUGGAUGCAGGUCGAUGACUGUGUGGUGGCCCAAAACAUGCAUGAGCUGUUUCUGGAGAAGAUGAGAGCUUUGUGUGCAGACGAAUACAGAGCCCGCUGCCGCAGCUACAGCAUCAGUAUUGGCGCCCACCUGUUAACCCUGCUGUCCGCUAGGAGGCACCUGGGCUUGCUGCCGCUCGAGCCCGGAGGCUGGCUCCGAAGGUCCCGUUUUGAACAGUUUUACCACCUCAGGGCCAUUGGUGACGGGGAAGAGGAGACGGUCUUUACCAGGCGCCUCAUAACACCCAGCGAGCCCGCGCCUCCCUCCAGGCGAGGAAGGCAGCACCUGCCCAGAGCGCGCAGGUCCAGGAGAGCCAUCUCAGUGCCAGCCAGCUUUUUCCGCCGCUUAGAACCCAGUCCGGUACGUGACCUGCACCCUGACGAAACCCCAGGUGAUGAAGCUGGUGAAGCCUCCGGCUCGGGCAACUCUGGGGGGAAAAACAAACCUCGAGGCAAAGAUAAAGAGGAAGGAAGUGAAGGCGACUACAUGCCAAUGAACAAUUGGGGCUCAGGAAAUGGCCGGGGCUCAGGAGGUGGCCAAGGCUCAAGUGGCCAAGGCUCCAGUAGCCAGAGUUCUGGAGGAAACCAGUGCGCAGGAGGGAGGCAGGGAUCUGGAGGAGGCCAUGGCUCAAGUGGUGGCCAGGGAUCUGGAGGUGGCCAGGGCUCCGGAGGAAACCAGUGUUCAGGAGAGGGUCAGGGCACUGCAGGUGGCCAGGGCUCAGGCGGCAGCCAGGGAUCUGGAGGUGGCCAUGGCUCAGGAGGUGGCCAGGGACCGAGAGAUGGGCAUGGCUCAGGCAGUGGCAAGAACUCUGGAGGGGGCAAAGGCUCUGGAAGUGGAAAAAGCUCAGAUGGUGAUGAUGAUCGUGGAAAAUCUCUCAAGAAAAGGUCCUAUUUUGGCAAAUUAACUCAAAGCAAGCAACAGCAAAUGUUGCCUCCACCCCCACCUCCACCCCCGCCUCCCCCACCAGCUGGAGCAACUGGUGGGAAAGGGAAAUCUGGGGGAAGAUUCCGACUUUAUUUUUGUGCUGACAGAGGGGCCACAAAAGAACGCAAGGAAGUCAAGGAAACAAGAGAUACAGAGACCCCAGAAGGUGCAGCUCGGGCACCCUACAGACCCAGAGCUUUUGAUGAGGAUGAAGAUGACCCAUACGUUCCAAUGAGGCCAGGGGUGGCUGCUCCUCUCGCAAGUUCCAGCGAUUAUAUGCCAAUGGCUCCUCAAAAUGUCUCUGCUUCAAAAAAGCGCCAUUCUAGAUCACCUUUUGAGGAUUCACGAGGAUACAUGAUGAUGUUUCCCAGAGUGAGCCCACCGCCUGCCCCAAGUCCUCCAAGAGCACCUGAUGAUCCUAAUAAAGAGGAUGACUCAAAGGACAAUGACAGUGACAGUGACUACAUGUUUAUGGCUCCAGGAGCAGGUGCAAUUCCCAAAAACCCGCGAAACCCUCAGGGCGGCUCUUCCUCCAAAAGUUGGAGCUCCUACUUCUCUCUACCAAAUCCUUUUCAGAGCUCACCCUUAGGACAAAGUGACCACAGUGAGUAUGUACCAAUGCUACCUGGAAAGUACCUGGGGAAGGGUCUAGACAAAGAAACCUCUUCCAACAAGGGGCCCAAAGAUGCACCUUCAAAACCUUCAGCUCAAGGGUCAUUCUCAAAGCCUAGAGAUGGGGGGUCAUCUUUAAAACCUUCAGAUGAUGAGCCCCCUCAAAACAAGGCUAAGAGACCAAGCCGUCUUUCUUUUAUUACAAAAGGAAAUAAAAUCAAGCCCAAACCACAAAAGUCCACACGUGAGCUGAGAGAAACUGACAGGGCCAGUGCUUAUGUCAACAUUGACUUCACUAAAAGAGAUAGGAAUUUGCCAGCCCCUUUUGCUCAAGCACUGCCAAAUUCGUGGGGCAUAAUUGCUGGCCCCAGACACUCAGCUUUUUCAAAUUAUUUCAGUGUUCGACUUGGAGUGCCAUUUCCAAAUCCAGCAAGUCGCCUCUCAGAUCUUUUAAGAGCUAUACCAGGUGCCAACCCCUUCUCUCUGGAUGGUGCUAGGUGGCCACAUCCUUCUAUUCCUGUCAGUGCUCCAGGUAGCAAUGCCAAUGUGGAAGAGGGUGACUACAUUGAAGUAAUUUUCAAUCCAGCAAUGACACCACCUGUGCCUUUUGCUGACCGUACCAUUCGCUAUGAUGCUGAAACAGGUCGAAUCUACGUAGUUGACCCCUUUUCUGAGUGCUGUAUGGACAUUUCUCUCUCUCCUAGCCGAAGCGCAGAGCCAACACCUGUAGCUAGACUGCUGCUGGAGGAAGUGCAUGAGAGUGAACGCCCACAAAGCCGCUCUCAAAGUUUCUUUUUAGCCGCUAGAGCCGCUGUCUCGGCUUUCCCUAUUGACAACCCGGAGAGAGACCUUGCCGCAGCCUCGGCGGCUGCUCGGGCAACCAUACCACCUUUAGCCUUGGGCCAAGCGAUAGCUGCGGCCUCCGCGCUCGCGGCGGCGCCGGGCAUGGGCGCAGCCGCCGCGGGCUUGGAGGCCGCUGCUGGAUUUGACUCCGCCUCCACCCGCUGGUUCCAACCUGUUGCUAAUGUGGUUGAGGCCGAGGCAGUAAACCGGGCUCAGAGCAUGGCUCGGGGCUCGAAUCCUGGAGCCCCAAACCCAGCUGCUGAUCUUGCAGGAGGUGAGAACGUGGCUGGUGGAGCUGCGGCUGCAGCUGCUGCACCACGGCCACCGCCACCGCCACCUCGCCACGGGCGGGUACCGAGGCCCCCUCAGAGGGCAGAUUCUGACAACAACGACAAUGAUGACGACGAAGCCACUUACAUGCGAAUGGACUAUGCCAGACGUGACCCCAAUAAAUUCGACUCUCCGAAAAGAGGUUGGUAA